UUGAGAUUAUUUGACUUGUGAAAUUGCGCGCGACGUUGAAGAAACAAUACGAUCCGGGAUUUUGUGGGAGUUGAUGAUUGCAAUCUGCGAGAGAUUAGAAAGAUCCGCAGAAAUAAAUUGAGAAUAAAGGAAGAAAUACCUAUCCAGCACUUCGAAAACCCGAUAUCAAUCCCAUCCCAUCAAAAUGCUUCUCUUCUGCCCCUCCUGCAGCAACAUCCUCACCGUCUCUGUAACUCCUCAUUCCUCGACCCCCACGCCCACCUCGACGCAAGAUCUCACUGGCGCAAACCGUCUCGAAUGUCUCACCUGUCCCUACCAAUACAUCCUCACCCGCUCCAUCUUCGACCGCAAAACCUUUGUGCGCGAAGAAAAAGAAGAUGUAUUUGGAGGCAAAGAUGCCUGGGCCAAUGCCGAUACUUAUCCCAAACAAUGCGCGAAUAGUGAGUGUAAUGGUAUGGUGGCUGCGGCGAGGUUUGUGCAGAUUCGCAGUGCGGAUGAACCGAUGACGGGAUUUUAUAGGUGUAUGACAUGUGCAAACCAAUGGAGAGAGAAUUAGAUGAAUGGGGGCAGGUUUGCAGAAUUAUCUUUUGCUACGAAGUUGGGGGAUGUCGACAUGAAAAACAUGUUAGAUGUUUGUUCACGAAGGGAUUUGUCACGCAGAUCAUGCUGGGAAACUUAGCAAAUUUUUGAGCAGACAUGGCGAAGGACAUCUGGGCUGGGAUUUUGCAAUACGGCGUAAUGGUUAAUAUACCUCGUGAGACAAGUAGUCUGCAUUUGGGUGUAAAUUAUAUCAUAAAAGGCGUCGGAUUCUUUUUAAUUAAGAAGCGUUAAAGAAGAAGCUUUUACUUC
This is a messenger RNA of Botrytis deweyae, 849 nucleotides long. RefSeq lists its product as uncharacterized. Gene Ontology annotation, biological process: DNA-templated transcription; termination of RNA polymerase III transcription. Gene Ontology annotation, molecular function: zinc ion binding; nucleic acid binding; DNA-directed RNA polymerase activity. Gene Ontology annotation, cellular component: RNA polymerase III complex. The record is from RefSeq and is a predicted model, not a curated record. NCBI's taxonomy places the organism in Eukaryota, Fungi, Ascomycota, Leotiomycetes, Helotiales, Sclerotiniaceae. The transcript has 3 exons. Bases 185 to 556 code for a protein of 123 amino acids.